AUGCAGCUCGUUACCGCGGGCCUCCUGGCCCUUGUCCUUUUGGUGGCAACAGUGGUACAUCUUAUCAAAGAAUUUCAAAAGAUUAACGAUCCCAACGGACCGCCCGGCCCAACACAGCUUCCUUAUAUUGGCAGAAUCCAUGACUUGCCUAUAAACUUCAUGUGGCUCAAGUUCAAAGAGUGGGCGGACAAGCACGGAGCUGGCGGCUUCUACCGAACUCAGAUGCUCGGCGUCAACGUCCUGGUCAUUACCGACGAAACGGUUGCCGAGGACUUGCUGGUCAAGCGGGCCAAGUACAAUUCGGAUCGGCCAAACAUUCAGUCGCUGUUUGACUCGAAGAGCUCCGAGGGCUCCAUGGAAUACCUUCCCUUGAUGGGCAGGAACAAGUACUGGGCUCGCCAAAGAAAGCUCACCCAUGCCUACAUCACCGAGGCCACCAACGUCAAGUACAACGGUGUGAUGUAUCACGAGGCGAAGCGCUGGAUGGCCAACUUGAUCCAGAACCCAGACAAUUUCCAAGCUUCGCUCGAGGAUAUGGCUGCCAAAGUCAUGUGCCAGCUCACCUGGGAUGAUCCCUCUCUGAGCACUUACUGCACCAAGAGUGCUUGGGGUUUACUCCGACAGAUGUCCCCCGCUGGCCCUAUCACCAAUGUCCUCACCCCGCUGUGGCAUCUGCCCAUGUUCAUGAACCCAUGGAAGAAGGCGGAGCGCAAGCGUCAUGAUGAGCAGUCGGCAUGGUGGCAGGAGCGAUACCUCACAACCCGUGACAAGAUGGCACAGGGUGGUCGGGUACGCAAUUGCUGGACACGACAAUUCAUUGAGAAGACCUCGUUGAAGACCAACAUCUCUGGUGAUUAUGAAGCCUCUUGCGUCAUUGGAAUGCUCGCGCUGGUCGGCAUCUUCACCGUCGCCGGACCGCUUUCGUACUGGCUGGUUACCAUGGUUCACUAUCCGGAAUGGCAAGCCGCCGUGCAGAAAGAGAUUGACGAAAAGUGCGAGGGGCGCAUGCCUACGUUGGAGGAUGCGCCUAACCUACCCAUCUUGAGAGCUUGCAUCAAGGAGACCAUGCGGUGGAAGCCCAAUGUCCCGACAGGUGUCGCCCACGAGACGGAGGCGGACGAUGUUUAUAACGGCUACUUCAUUCCCAAGGGCACCCGACUCUUGCCCCUGGACUGGGCAUUCCUCCGCAACCCCAAGAAGUAUCCUGACCCUGACAACUUCCGGCCCGAACGCUGGUUGGAGCCUGGCUGGCCAACCUUCCAAGCGCCCCUGACACAGUUCCCAACCAUCAAGGGCAUGACAUCGUUCGGAUGGGGCCAGCGCCAAUGUCUCGGCAUGUCACUCACCCAAGACGAGUUGAUCGUUGCUUGCGGUGCCUUGGCAUGGACCUUCAACCUCAAGCCCAAGCAUAACCCAGCGACUGGGAUGAACCAUCCCGUACCGCUUGACAAGUCCAACUCGCUGCUCAUCAUCAAGCCAGAUCCUUUCCAGAUGUCAUUUGAGCCCAGAAGCGAGAAAAGAAAAGAGGAAGCACUCCGUCUUUGGGCCGAGUCAGAUGCGCGAGAUCGUGCCGACAGAGCCAAGUUCUUCCAGGAAGCGAGGCUAGCACAGCAGACUGCGAUUGUGCCAGACAAUGGUCUGUUUGAUGUCCUUGCAGAGAAGAAGGACGAAGCCUCAAUACAGAUCAGAAGGGUAAACUCUUACGGGCCGCAGGUAUAGCAUGCCACGUUGGAUAUAGACAGUUAAUGUCGGAUCAUGAGGCGUUAUUAGAAUUUCUCUUUGUAGGCAUAGGUUUUGUUCGAACUGGCGAGCUGGAUACUUGCUUGCCCAGCUGGGUGCUGUUGAAAGGGAGGAUUGGGAGGAUUCUUUGGACAUUUGUAACUUGGAUUCUGGGAUCGAGUGUUUUGUCGGACGAUAUUCUAGGUUAUCAAUCGAAAGACGAUAUAGU
This is a messenger RNA of Podospora pseudopauciseta, 1948 nucleotides long. RefSeq lists its product as uncharacterized. The transcript has 3 exons. Lineage: Eukaryota; Fungi; Ascomycota; Sordariomycetes; Sordariales; Podosporaceae. The record is from RefSeq and is a predicted model, not a curated record. Gene Ontology annotation, molecular function: oxidoreductase activity, acting on paired donors, with incorporation or reduction of molecular oxygen; iron ion binding; monooxygenase activity. The coding region runs from base 1 to 1719 and encodes 572 amino acids.